AUGCAAAGAUUAUCGCAAGUUUCUCUGCACAUCUCACCAACUCCUCGUGACGGUGCUACUGCGACGAAGUCGAGCUCUACCCCGCCCAACGCCGAUCGCGGUGACCCCUCAGCUGCACGAAUCAACACCAACAUGGCGAAGACCAAAGUCGUUGUAACGCGACAAUUGAUUGACGAGGCUCAAGGACUCUUGGAUGCGAAGAAGGAAGAAUUGGAAGUUGUGCAAUGGCAAUCCGAAAAGGUAGGUCUCUAUCACUGGCGAGAAGACGGUUUGCUGACGAUGUGCAUGCAGCCAUGUCCGCGCCCAUGGCUUCUUGAAAAUGCCAAAGGUGCAACCGGAAUCCUAGUCAUGCUCACAGAUAAAAUCGAUGAAGAACUCCUAGAAGUAGCCGGAUCGCAACUAAAAGCCAUCGCUUCAUUCUCCGUCGGAACCGACCACGUUGACCGAAAUGCGCUGAAGAAACGCAACGUACGUCUCGGUUACACGCCAACAUGUCUCACCGACGCCGUAGCAGACCUUACGAUCAUGCUUAUUCUCAUGGCCCAAAGAAGAGGUGGAGAGUCGAUGACGAAAGUCGCAAAGGGCGAGUGGCCUCAGAUGCCAUGGCAUCCACUGCUCAUGACUGGCCCGCAGAUCCGAGGAUCAACUAUCGGCUUCUUGGGAUUCGGGAGGAUUGCGCAGGCUUCCUUGCUGAGAUUGCUGCCAUUCGGCAUCAAGAAGGUCAUUUAUCUCACGUCCAAGCCUGGCAAGCCCGUCAAAGAGGACCACUUCGGUCUGAUCAAGAACGCUACCAUCCCCAUCGAGCCGGCGAACAGCACAGACCAGCUCGCACAAGAAAGCGACGUAGUCGUUGUCGGAUGCGCCCUCACGCCAGAAACCAAGCAUCUCGUAAGCACAGACUUCUUCUCCAAGAUGAAGAAGCUCGCUGUUAUCGUCAACAUCGCGCGAGGCCCCAUCAUCGACACCGAUGCACUGGUAACGGCGCUGGAUCAAGAGCAGAUAUUUGGUGCUGGGCUGGACGUGAUUGAGAAUGAGCCCAACAUCACAGCUGAUCACCCGAUUCUGAAACAGCCGAGAGCUGUGCUUGUUCCGCAUAUUGGCAGCGCUACGAUUGAGACACGGGUACAGAUGGCUACGGAGAGUGUCAAGAAUUUGCUCGCAGGGUUGUCAGGGGAGGAAAUGGUGAACGAACUGCAGUUGUAG
This is a messenger RNA of Alternaria hordeiaustralica, 1203 nucleotides long. RefSeq lists its product as uncharacterized. The transcript has a single exon. The record is from RefSeq and is a predicted model, not a curated record. Bases 1 to 1203 code for a protein of 400 amino acids. Gene Ontology annotation, cellular component: cytosol. Gene Ontology annotation, molecular function: hydroxypyruvate reductase [NAD(P)H] activity; NAD binding; glyoxylate reductase (NADPH) activity. Lineage: Eukaryota; Fungi; Ascomycota; Dothideomycetes; Pleosporales; Pleosporaceae.